Molecule: messenger RNA, 493 nt
Organism: Protobothrops mucrosquamatus (brown spotted pit viper)
Lineage: Eukaryota; Metazoa; Chordata; Lepidosauria; Squamata; Viperidae
Gene: NDUFA6
Product: NADH:ubiquinone oxidoreductase subunit A6
Exons: 3
Coding region: 24-413 (129 amino acids)
Biological process (GO): response to oxidative stress
Source: RefSeq, a predicted model, not a curated record
GUUUGUUUAUCUGAACGGGAAACAUGGCGGCUGCCGGGGCUGGGAAGGUGGCAGGCACAGCUGUCGGAGCCGUAGUCAAACCAAUCUUCAGUCGGGAUUUGGCUGAAGCCAAACGGCACGUGAGAGAAUUAUAUAGAACUUGGUACCGCGAAAUCCCAAAUACUGUGCAUACAUACCAGCUGGAGAUUACAGUGAAACAGGGGCGUGAUAAGGUGCGAGAGUUGUUCAUGAAAAAUGCCCAUGCUACAGACCCCAGAAUUAUUGAUUUGCUUGUUAUUAAGGGAAAAAUGGAAUUCCAAGAAACAAUCAAUGUGUGGAAACAAAAGACCCAUAUAAUGAGAUUUUUUCAUGAGACAGAAACACCACAACCCACGGAUUUCCUAUCCAAGUUCUACACGGGCCAUGAUCCUUGAACUAAAUCAUCAAUAGAGAAUAAUGACUCUAUUUCUGUUCCAAAUAAAUGCCUUUAUCUUACUAUUCUUCAGCAAGAAAG